AAAGUAUGGCGAAUGUGCUUUAAGAAGACUCAGGCAUUUUGAGAGGUGGGUAUGAGUGUUUGUAUUGCUUAUCCCUACACACCCCGACCCUCAAUUACUUGGUUUAAAUAUCUAAGAAUUUCAAUCAUAAUCAAGCAAUAAUCAACAAUCAAUAAAUAGAAGUAAAAAUAUUGAUACAAUCAACAACAUCUUGCAAUCAGUAUUCAACAAAUAAUGAAUGAUUUUAAUUUCAAUGUAAAUCUUUUUUUAGUGUGUUGAUAUUGUAUGUUAUAUUUUUUUACAACAUAAUGAUCAUAAUGUUGUAUUAAGUUCAUUGGAAACACAUGAAAUUAUACUUAAAUAUUCAAAUUUAUUUGAUUUUGAUCAAUUAUUAAUUUCAACCCAAAUUGGAUCUAUAGAAGAAAUUCAUGUUAGUGAAGCCUUAAAAACAACUUAUUCAACAUAUCAACGUUGA
This is a messenger RNA of Rotaria sp. Silwood1, 454 nucleotides long. The record is from the annotation of a GenBank genome assembly. Lineage: Eukaryota; Metazoa; Rotifera; Eurotatoria; Philodinida; Philodinidae.